Messenger RNA from Bufo bufo (common toad), 3552 nucleotides. RefSeq names its product CST telomere replication complex component 1 (gene CTC1). Gene Ontology annotation, biological process: positive regulation of DNA replication; telomere maintenance via telomere lengthening. Gene Ontology annotation, molecular function: single-stranded DNA binding; telomeric repeat DNA binding. The record is from RefSeq and is a predicted model, not a curated record. Lineage: Eukaryota; Metazoa; Chordata; Amphibia; Anura; Bufonidae. The coding region runs from base 69 to 3497 and encodes 1142 amino acids. Gene Ontology annotation, cellular component: CST complex. The transcript has 24 exons.
CCUGUUUCUGCCAGUACUUCCAGGAGUUUGUCAAGAAUGGGAUAAAGUUGGUGCGGUGAGCGGUUUCUAUGGAGACAGGGGCUCCUCAGGGGUUGCAGGUCACCUCCUGGCUGCAGGCGGCAGAGAGACACGUCCUGGAGCAGCUGAGCGAGGAGGAGGCGGGGAAGGAGCUGCUGCCAUGUCUGCGGAGCCUGAGCGCCCAGCUGCCUGUCAGCUACAGUUUCACCCCGAUCGCCCAGCUCCUCGCCCUCCAGCGAUCGCCCUGUGUCUCCCUCUUGGGCUGGGACACUGAGCAGUUCCAGCAGUGGAGCCGGGAGGGUUUGGGGCCUAAGUCCAGCAGGGCGCCCCCCACCACACUGCCACGAGCGCGCCUCCUCCUGGUGGGGUACAUUACAGACCGGCCUACUGAUGGCAACAGAGAGCAUGAUGGGAACCUGUAUGUGCGAGACGCCAGCGGCUGUGUACCGUGUGAGUUCUCGCAGUUUGAUUGCUCAUGUCUGGGCUCGCUGCUCUUCUUCCCCUGCUGGACAUAUAUCCCCACACAUGAGAGAGGAGGCUACGUGGAGGUCCUGUCCCCCGCGAACCCGGUCACCCAGCCUGAGGUCACAGCAGAAGUCCCUGCAGGUUCCUCAUCUAUGAUGCCUGAGUCAGCACUUCUGCUUCUAGGCAGGAGCGAUCGGCCCCAUGGAUCCCGAAUAUCGGUGACCGGUCAUCUUUCAUCUGUCACAUCACUGGUCACCAUCCGCAAGAAGACCUUCUUCUUCUUCUUCCUUCAAGAUACAAAGCAGUCUGUACCUGUGAUUGUACAGGUUCCUUCCAAGCUGUCCUGGUACCAUGAGUUAAACGUUGGUGACACGUAUGAAGUGACCUCGCUGGCGUUGUCGUCUCUCCGCGGGUCUCCUCACCAGGUGUUGGCGGUGACCCCCUCUUCUCUUCUCCUAUCUCGCCCGCAGCUAUCUCCUUCCUGUCCCUCCACACCUGUGAUGGAGAAUUCUGAGGAACUAAUGCACCCAAGUGAAACGAAAGUGUCUCGUGGAGACCCUCAGGAGAGAGCGACGAGAAGACGACAUAAAGAAUCCAAGACUCUAAGCUACAAGGGGGUGGUCACCCGGGUGCUGAAUGCCCCUGCAGGCUUGUAUGAACUGGACGGGGCGCUGCUUCUCUGCACGGCAUACACCCAGCUGCGGGGCGGAGGGAGAGGACUGAGAGUCGGCGCCAGGGUGGAGGUCUGUGACGUCCACCUGCAGCAGUCUCCCAGCCCUCUCUUCCCCACGCUCGUCCUCUCGUGCUGUCUCAGGAGCCGGCUCAGGAUAUGUGACUUCUCUCGCCUCGACGUGCCGUGCGUCCCGUUCUCUGGAUCCAGUAACCUGUAUCUCCACCUCCUGUUCCGCUACCGCCUGCGACUGCCGGAGUACCUGUGGGUGUGUGACGUCAUGGACAAGCUGCAGGAGAAGUUGUGUCCACGUCUGGUCAGACAGACAUGCAUCACCCGAUUCCUCAGUAAUGGAGCCCAAGGUCCUGCAGAGAAGCUUCUGUUUCCCACGUUGUCUUCUUGGCCCAGCGGGAGGACCGAGAGGGAUUUGCUGGAAGAGAUGGUUGCCGAUCCACAUGACUGUCCACUGCAGGAGUACUGUCCGCUGCCUCCUCCUUGGUGCCUCCCUCCUCUCUCCCUGUUUCCCUCUAUGAUAUGUUCCUCAGAGAACCUUCGAGGACAGGAGGCGAAUCAACAUCUUCACUGGUCCCAUUACUCACUGCGAUCCGGAGAUCUGUCCGUGCCUCAUGUCCUCCUCGGUGUUCUUCAGGCCUCCUCCUCAGGAUCUCUGCUCUUAAAGGACCAGUCAUCUUCUCUCACAUGCCUGGUUCUGCCGGCUCCUGUGAUCAACUGGAUAGGCUGUGUCGUCGAGGUUCGUCGCUAUCAGCUGGUGACUGAGAUCCUACGGGUGAAAGGCGAUCAGGAGGAUGAGCGCAGCAGGGUGUACGCUGUGUUCCUCGCUGAAGACGUGCGAAUCCUGCACUCCUCACAUUCCUCAUCAUCUUCUUGCCCGGAUGCAGGAUCGGGGCCUCAUCCACCAGUUAAAAUACCACGGCGGGAGGCUUCCUGGGCACAGCGCCACCUUGUGAUAAAGAGUUUGGAGGGGAGGCGUAUGAAACCCGGCCAGGACAAGGGGCUUCAGUUCCGGGCUACAGCUUCAUGGGUGGACAUCAGAGAGGAAGGAGCAGAGGCCAGGAGAUCGGAUAAUGGAGAGAAGAGUCUUACAAAGCUCGUCCUCCUGUUCUCCUCAGUGCGGUGGUUUCACUUCCUCCAACCCAACAAGUUGUAUCGUCUGACGGCUACAGGAGAAACGGACUCCGGGAUAUUUGACCGUUUAUCAGAUCCUCCCCUGGAAAUGGUCAGUGCUCUCCGGUGUCUCCAGGUUCCUGCUGACUGGACACUAGAAGAUGUAGAGGCCACGUGGUUCUCACCAGCCCCGGCCGACCUCUUGUCUAUAGAAGAAGCGCUGAAGCAGAGCUCCAGCGGCUCUCUGCUGACUGUGACGGGCGUGGUGUGCAGCCGCCUCAUAUGUGACACACAGAACACAAGGGCAGCGCCAUGCAGCGCACAUAAGGUUCCUGAUGUAUUCUUGCCUCCCGGAGCCUCCAUCAAAGUGACCCUAACCCAGCCCCAGAGCCAGUCCUCUGCAUCUGUUUAUCUGGAUGUCUCAAAUGGCCCCUACCAUCUGGGGCUUCUCCCAGGGGCCACCGUAAUGCUGCAAGGCUUGGAGAGGAAAGUAUCCAGGUCCGGCAGAGUCUACCUCCGCAGCGUGCCCACCACCCACCUGAGCGUCUUGAGCCCACCCACCGAGAGUUUUGAGAACGUGGCUGCACCCCCUCUGGUACUGUUCAAGCAGCUGACAGGGACCCCGAAUCCUCAGCGGGCGGUGUGCUCCGUGACCUGUGUCCUCAGCGUGACGCUGUACUGGGACUGCUCGGGGUGUGGCAGCGCGUUCGUGCAGGGAGCCUGUCUCCGCUCGGCCUUCUGCAACUCUCCGUCUGGGGUCUUCAGAGCAAAAGCCUGGGUGAAAGCAGAGGAUGGAUCUGGAGCGGUGCGGCUAUACCUGCAGGAUGAGGCGGUCUUACUGGUGCUGGGAAUCUCCCGCAAGCUCUGGGAGGCUCUGCAGGGGCGGGUCUUGUCAAGGGGGAAAGUGGUAGUGAGGAGCCGAGGGCGGAGUGAGAUGCCGGGUGACGAGCACAGCAGAGACCCCCUGGUAGACCACAUGACCUUCCUCAUGACCCGUCCAGCCAUCUGCCGACCCUUAGUCCUCACCUUCAGAGAACGUGCGGAAGCUGCAGGAGCCGUGACUUCAGCCUUGUCAGAGCUGACGCGCUUCACGCGGGCGGAGAGAGAAUACGUCACCCGGGUCCCUGCGGCCCCUGUGGUCACCUGUGUGCAGCUCCAGGAGGCGGAGCCUCGUGCCUUGUGUCACAUGAUUAGAGACUGCAGCCAAUCCGUAAAUUAAUCUGCAAUCCUCCGCCCUGGAUAUUUUAUACCUUUUUGUAAUUAAAUUAUUUUUA